Molecule: messenger RNA, 1415 nt
Organism: Rhodamnia argentea
Lineage: Eukaryota; Viridiplantae; Streptophyta; Magnoliopsida; Myrtales; Myrtaceae
Product: phosphoglycerate mutase-like protein 1
Exons: 11
Coding region: 104-1168 (354 amino acids)
Cellular component (GO): cytoplasm
Molecular function (GO): phosphatase activity
Source: RefSeq, a predicted model, not a curated record
UCUGUCGACAAGCAAGAAGACAAGAACGCUGCCAGUCACAUCCGACGAAGCAGAGUGAGUGAGAGGAGCCCUUCACUCUCAGAGGGCUCAAGAAGAGUCAUUGAUGACUCCUUUGGCUGCUCACUCGCCAGUUAUUAUAUCACUCCAAAGUCACCACGCCAUCGCCUUUUUCAGCUCCAUCCCAACCCCAUUCUCUUCUUCUUCUUCAGCAGCAGCAGCAUCACUCGCUGCUCCCACAGCACAGUAUCAUCGCCGCCUGCUCCUCCUGCCGUCUCUCUCGGUCCACUGCUGCUCGUCUCCUUCCGAAAUGGAGGGAGCUUCACGACCUAGCUUGUUUCCUCUGCAUCGCUGCAAAACUCUUCACCUGGUGAGGCAUGGACAGGGGAUUCACAACGUAGAGGGAGAUAAGAACUACAAAGCCUACAUGAAUCCAGUUUAUCUUGAUGCACAUCUCACUCCAUUAGGUUGGCAGCAGGUUGAUAAUCUGAGGAAGCAUGUUCAGGCAUGUGGACUCUCCAAGAAGAUUGAUUUAGUCAUAACAUCUCCUUUGCUGAGGACUCUUCAGACAGCUGUUGGAGUAUUUGGUGGUGAAGGCUACACAGAUAGGUUUGAUGUACUACCACUAAUGGUUGCAAAUGCAGGAAAUAGUGGUCGUGCUGCUAUUUCAAGUCUAGACUCUCCACCCAUUGUAGCAGUAGAACUUUGUCGAGAACAUUUGGGUGUUCAUCCUUGUGAUAAGAGAAGUAGUGUUACUGAUUACCAAUUUCUUUUUCCAGGAGUUGAUUUCUCACUGAUUGAGAGCGAUGAGGAUAUAUUGUGGAAGGCCGAUGUUAGAGAGACCAAAGAAGAACUUGCAGCCAGGGGAAUCAAAUUCCUCAACUGGUUGUGGACACGGAAAGAAAAGGAGAUAGCGGUUGUUACGCAUAGUGGUUUCUUGUUCCACACAUUAACUACUUUUGGAGAAGAUUGUCACCCUUCAGUGAAAACUGAAAUAUCUAGACACUUUGCAAACUGUGAACUCCGGUCAGUGGUUAUCGUGGACAAAAGUAAUAUUGGAUCCGAUCUCUCCGCCACCAAUUUUCCUGGAAAGAUUCCUCAUGGACCUGACCGCCCUAGCACCAUUGCAGAAAACAAUAUGGAAGGAAAGAGUUCCAAGAAUGAACCCUAACCCUGUUUCUCAACGAUUCUUCAGAAGCUGCAAGCUAGUGCAGAAAUUGUGUUCUUGUGGGUGAAUAUCAACUUGCAGAAGCUUUUGUUCCUCAAUCCCCUGUAUCUGGGUAAUGAAAACCCGGCCUUUAAUUCAUAAGCAAAUGGAUGUUCCGCAUUGUAUGAUCUAUCUCUUGUUCUGCUCUUAGUAAAUUGCAAAUCCUUUUCUGGGCAUUACAGAAUGAACUGUAGCAUUUAGCCUUGCUCCA